Branchiostoma belcheri (Belcher's lancelet) is the source of this 630-nucleotide messenger RNA. RefSeq lists its product as uncharacterized. Lineage: Eukaryota; Metazoa; Chordata; Leptocardii; Amphioxiformes; Branchiostomatidae. The transcript has a single exon. The record is from RefSeq and is a predicted model, not a curated record. Bases 1 to 630 code for a protein of 209 amino acids.
AUGUCGCAACCGAAUCUGGUCUGCUUCUGCGACUGGUCCCAGCUGAGUCUGGCGGGAGACGAAGAUCAUCAGCACCGCCCGUUGUCAAGGAGAUCAGACGACGUUUUCACCUUCAUCAAGGGGAGGGACUUGUCGGAAAAACUGGAGAGACACAAGCGUUUCCUGGCAGCCUUGACGAAGGGAGAGCGCGCUAUCGCCGUCGGGAGAGAACAGAACACACAGGCGGGGAGCCGGCACGGACGCAGGCGUCGGACAGACGGACGCCUGGAAGACAAGACGGCGGUGCCGCGGGCAGCGAGCGCUUCGAGCGCCGUCGGCAGGCACUCGCCGUGGCCUGUCGCCACAGUCGACAACUUUGUGUCCAAGAAGAAGACGCUGUACCGUAAAUACGAGACUCCACAUUGCGAGGAGGAUGUAUUGUUAGAGAGGAGGAAAGCAGUUUCCGGGGCUGGGAUCGAGCCGCGGUUGCUGGCGACCUACAAGUGGCGGCGGAAGGGCGGGCAUGUUGUCCUGAGGGACAUGCUGGUGCCGAGUGGGAACGGACUGCCCUGCAGGAAGGCGUACGUCGACGUCCACCUGCCCAGGAUCGAGUGUGAAGGACCCGUUCUCAGGUUAUCUCACAGACACUAA